AUGCAUACCACGGGUGGACUGAGGAGUGCGGAGGCUGAUAGUGCCGCGUGGGAAGCCGGGAGGGGUGCUAUAACCGGCGCUGCAAAAUGGGGCUUUGUGUUUGCCGGCCUAGGCGGAGUUGGUUAUGGUAUAUCGCCCAUAUACAGAGGGCUGACAAUUCAAUUCAAAGUGUUCAUUCAGAUGUCAGGCAUGAUUAUGGGCGCCUGCUUGGAGGCUGAUCGUCGGGUCCGGGACUUUGAGGCCCAGGUGCGGAUGCAGAAGCGUAUGGCGAGGGAGAGGGCGCUACGGCAGGAGUAUGACGACGAAUAUGAUGAACCGCCGAUGCAAAAGAAGCCGAAAUAA
Venustampulla echinocandica is the source of this 342-nucleotide messenger RNA. RefSeq lists its product as uncharacterized. Bases 1 to 342 code for a protein of 113 amino acids. Lineage: Eukaryota; Fungi; Ascomycota; Leotiomycetes; Helotiales; Pleuroascaceae. The transcript is spliced from 4 exons. The record is from RefSeq and is a predicted model, not a curated record.